Abrus precatorius (Indian licorice) is the source of this 1821-nucleotide messenger RNA. RefSeq names its product snurportin-1. Bases 149 to 1402 code for a protein of 417 amino acids. The transcript is spliced from 7 exons. Gene Ontology annotation, biological process: snRNA import into nucleus. Gene Ontology annotation, cellular component: nucleus; cytoplasm. The record is from RefSeq and is a predicted model, not a curated record. Lineage: Eukaryota; Viridiplantae; Streptophyta; Magnoliopsida; Fabales; Fabaceae.
AUGUCUCCCUCCCUGCGAAAUGUUUCGAAUCGAAAUAACAACUUCUUCUAGCAAAUAGAAAGAAACAACUUUGAGCUCGACGGUGAACGCGCUGAACUGAAUAUAAUAAACUCUCUUCUGAUUGUAACACUCAAACUGUGACUCUUUCAUGGCACCGCACGAUCUCCGCCGUCCGUUCAAGCGACCGGCGAUCUCCGAUCAAGAGAGGCGCAGGGAACAGUCUUUGCUCCGCCAAGCACAGAAUCGCCGGGACGCUCAGCAUCACGCCCGCUUCUUAGUCUCCACCGCCUUCAAUCUUCCAUCCCAAACCCCCCACACCAACCUCCCCGAACCAGAACCUGAACCCACCGAAACCCCCGAACCUUCGCACACGGACCUCGACGUUCUCGAGGCCUCGAAGCUGAAACCCUCAGAGGCUCGCAAAUGGUUCGCCAAACAGCUCAUGCUCCCCGAAUGGAUGAUCGACAUUCCCAACAACCUCUCACAAGACUGGUUUGUUUUCGCUCGUCCCUCGGGUAAACGCUGUUUUGUCGUUUCGUGUAAUGGAACGACUAUAAGCCGUUUGCGUAACGGUUCCAUUCUGCACCGUUUUCCCUCUGCGUUGCCGAAUGGGGCAAGGAAGAAGGACUCUUCCUCUGGUUCUUCUCAGUCUUACUCUAUAUUGGACUGCAUCUUUCACGAGAUGGAUCAAACUUACUAUGUUAUUGACAUGGUUUGUUGGCGGGGAUAUUCGUUGUAUGAUUGCACUGCGGAGUUCAGGUUCUUCUGGUUGAACUCCAAGCUCGCAGAGACUGGUGCUUGUGACCCUCCCUCGCAUUAUCACAAGUACAAGUUCAGUUUGGUUCCGGUAUAUGGUUGUGACCGGAACGGCCUCCAUGCGGCUUAUACGGCACCGCUGCCUUAUGUCAAAGAUGGUCUUCUAUUUUAUAACAAGCAUGCGCACUACGAGGCAGGAAUUACGCCAUUAGCGUUAGUUUGGAAGGAUGAAAACUGUAGUCAAUAUGUUAUGGACACAGACAGUAAAGGACAGGUUCCAAACCAACAGCAGGUGGUUUUGGAGUUUCAAGAAGAUGGAAAACUGACUACCUCUGAUGAUCCUCCAGUGGUUUUUGGCUGUUUAGAUGGAAGUUUUACAGAACAGUCAGGGCUGCAUUCAGGAUGUCUUCUACGGUUUACAAUUGGAGAGGGAGGAUUGGUUUUGAUGGAUGGGAAGCUUGAGAAUGCUGAUCUAAAUUAUCUUGGCCAGGCCAAUCGAGCUCGUGCCUCUGCUGAUAGUUUCUCUAAGGUUAUGUUCCAAUACAGUGUUAGACACUCCCCCCUCAGGAUUGAUGAUCUGUUGGGAUCUGUCAGUUCACCAGUUGAUCAAGAAAGCAAACCUUGUGAUAUUGAGAUGGAUGGUUGAUAGGGAAUGCGCUAUGGAUUGCAUGCCAAUCUCUUAUCCUGAGAGCAUGCUAAAAGUUAUCACCUUAAUUUUUGGUUCACUAUGAUGCUUAAUGUUGUGAAGGCUUCCAUAAUUUAUACUGAGGAUCCAGAAGAUUGCUACCUACCACACGUACUGAGACAGAGUUGUAACAGUCGUACGUAUGUUUCAAUUUGUAAAAGAAAUUUCUUCAACUUAGACGGGAGCAAGUGUGCAUAUGCAUGUUAUCCAUAUUGUGUCUGGUUUAUUUGUUGCUAGGCGCUAGCAGCCACUGUAUUUGAUUUAGUUUUUAAAAUUCCUAUUCAUCAGUGUACGGUGUAGCAUGACUUGUACAGUCUAUUAUAAAUUUGAAGUUGAAUUCACUUCAUAAAUAUAAGUUGUUUGCUGGGCGACCUCUUUCU